Molecule: messenger RNA, 2224 nt
Organism: Chaetomium strumarium
Lineage: Eukaryota; Fungi; Ascomycota; Sordariomycetes; Sordariales; Chaetomiaceae
Product: permease family-domain-containing protein
Exons: 2
Coding region: 436-2211 (591 amino acids)
Biological process (GO): xanthine transport; transmembrane transport
Cellular component (GO): fungal-type vacuole; plasma membrane
Molecular function (GO): xanthine transmembrane transporter activity
Source: RefSeq, a predicted model, not a curated record
CACGAAUUCCCACUGUGCCCGGACAUCUGAGCCAUCGCGGGGAAGAUGCGGCACCAGGCCCAGAAUGCUUUCAGAGCUAGCCGCAUUCUGGAGCUUAUCGCGUGCUGGUCCCACACGUAUCAAGCCCCUGGAUCCUGGUUUUUUACCUCUGGCGGGUCCUGUCAAGACAAUUCAAGAUAACGCUAUUAAGCACUGGUGUGGUUACAUUUAAAAACCUAUGGGCUGCUGGUCAACCCCUCAACGCCUGGGGCUCAGAGUCAAGGUCUCGGCAGGAAGUCGUUCGUAGUUGUAUUAUUAUUAUUAUUAUUAUUAUCUGUCUUUAAAUUGAGAACAAGGGCACCUCAAAGGGACGGGCAGUUCGUCUAUUAUUCCACUGAAGUAUUUCUAGGCCUCCCGGGUCCGGCACCCCGACAAAACGGCAGCAUAUUAGUCACCAUGGACGAGGACCAAGUCCCGUCACAGAUCGUGCCGGAGCGGGCUCCGAAGCGGACACUCGCCGACCGGAUACACGGCGUGAAGAGAACGUUCUUCACCAAGGAAGGCCUCGUGGGCGACUACGACUAUGGCUUCCUGUUCCGCCCCAAUCUCCCCUUCAUGAAGAAGGCCGACAAGCCGCCGCCCUUCUUCGGGCUCAACGACCGGAUGCCCGUGGUGCUGGCCGUGAUCCUCGGGUUCCAGCAUGCGCUCGCCAUGUUGGCAGGCAUCAUCACGCCGCCGCUCAUCAUGUCGGGCGCCGGCGGCGUCAACCUCGACACGGAGCAGACCCAGUACCUGGUGUCGACGGCGCUGAUCGUGUCCGGCCUGCUGUCGGCCGUGCAGAUCACCAGGUUCCGCAUCUUGAAGACGCCCUACUACAUCGGCACGGGCCUCAUCUCGGUCGUUGGCAUCUCGUUCGCCAUCAUCCCGGUCGCGUCAGGGGCGUUCAGCCAGAUGUACGCCAACGGCUUCUGCCCGACGGCCGAGGACGGCACGCCGCUGCCGUGUCCGGACGCGUACGGGGCGCUGCUGGGGACGGCGGCGUGCUGCUCACUGCUCGAGAUCGUGAUCUCGUUCCUGCCGCCGCGCAUCAUCCUGCGCGUCUUCCCGCCCAUUGUGACGGGCCCGACGGUGAUGCUCAUCGGCCUGAGCCUGAUCUCGUCCGGCUUCAAGAACUGGCUGGGCGGCAGCGGUCUCUGUGCCGACGCGAACCCGCUCGAGUUCUACGCGCGCUGUCCUGACAUCACCGCGCCCCAUGCUCUGCCAUGGGGCUCGGCCGAGUACCUUGGUCUCGGCUUCUCCGUCUUCGUCACCAUCAUCCUCUGCGAGCGGUUCGGCUCGCCCAUCAUGAAGUCGGUCAGCGUGGUCAUCGGCCUGCUGACGGGCUGCAUCAUCGCGGCGGCGUGCGGCUACUUCGACCGGUCCGGCAUCGACACGGCGCCGGCGGCCAGCUUCGUGUGGGUGCACACGUUCAAGCUGUCCGUCUACGGCCCGCUGGUGCUGCCGCUGAUGGCCGUGUUCCUCAUCUGCGCGUGCGAGUCGAUCGGCGACAUCACGGCGUGCUGCGACGUGUCGCGGCUCGAGGUCGAGGGCCGCAUCUACGAGAGCCGCAUCCAGGGCGGCGUGCUGGCCGACGGCAUCAACGGCCUGCUCGCCGCGCUGGCCACCAUCACGCCCAUGACCACCUUCGCGCAGAACAACGGCGUCAUCGCGCUGACGCGCUGCGCCAACCGCUCCGCGGGGUACUGCUGCUGCCUCUUCCUGGUGGUCGCCGGCGUCUUCGCCAAGUUCGCCGCCGCGCUCGUGGCCAUCCCGUCGCCCGUGCUCGGCGGCAUGACCACCUUCCUCUUCACCGCCGUCGCCGUGUCGGGCAUGGCCAUCAUCGCCCGCGGCGUGCCCUUCAACCGCCGCAACCGCUUCAUCCUCACGGCGGGGCUGGCCCUGGGCUACGGCGCCACGCUGGUGCCGGACUACUUCGACCACGUCUUCACCUACGCCGGCGACAACAAGGCGCUGCAGGGCUUCCUGGACGCCAUCAGCCUCGUCAUGGAGACCGGCUUUGCCGUCACGGCGGUUGUGACCGUCGCGCUGAACCUGACCCUGCCGGUCGAGCUGGAGGAUCUGGUCGAUGCGGUCGGUGGGGGGGAUGAGACUACUGCUACCGGUCCGUUGGUGAGGGAGCAGAGUGAGAGUGGGAAGGAAAGUGGUGAGGAGGUGAAGGGGAAGACGGCUUGAUCUAGUGGGGGGG